This is a messenger RNA of Kuraishia capsulata CBS 1993, 1614 nucleotides long. RefSeq lists its product as uncharacterized. The coding region runs from base 1 to 1614 and encodes 537 amino acids. The record is from RefSeq and is a predicted model, not a curated record. NCBI's taxonomy places the organism in Eukaryota, Fungi, Ascomycota, Pichiomycetes, Pichiales, Pichiaceae. Gene Ontology annotation, cellular component: U4/U6 x U5 tri-snRNP complex. Gene Ontology annotation, biological process: maturation of 5S rRNA; mRNA cis splicing, via spliceosome. The transcript has a single exon.
AUGGACGAGUCAUCCAUAUCGUUAGAAGAGACAAACAGACUUCGAGCGCAGCUGGGAUUGAAGCCCAUACCUGUGCCGGUGCCGUUGCCGGUGCAGUCUUCGACACCGGCAACCGCUUCCCAAGCCAAGGGCGAACUUAGCGUUGAUGAAACAAAUAAAUUACGGAUUUCACUUGGACUGAGACCGUUGGAAAGGCCAGAAAUAAGUCGGGAGGAUCAAGAGACUAUGAACCAGCGGGAAUUUGAGUUGAAAAAGCAACAAGAGCAGAAGGCUCAGCAAGUGCUUGAGCGCGUGGAAAACACGCGGCAGCGAUUAGAACAGAAGAAACGGCCUGUGUCGGUGUUGGAUUUUGGAGAAGAAGUGGAUGAAGAUGAUUGGUUGAAUAAGCUUGGAAAGAAUGUUGUCUCGAAGAAAGCGGUCAAAAUGCCAAGGCCCAAAAAACCCGUUGAGACGGAUGAUCUUGAAGGAGUUAUCAUUCAUGGAGACCGAGAUGGCGACGGCGACGUGGUUAUGACAUUGAAAGAUGGAUCUAUAUUUGAUGAUGGCGACGAAUUGACCAAUGAUGCAUUUGAAACCAAAAAGAAAGUGGAAAAAUAUCUUAAGGCAAAGAAACGGGGUCGUGAUCUCGAUGAUGAUGACGAAGAUGAUGAGGAUAAAGAAUUCAGCGAUAGGGCUUUAGAGAAGACGAGGAAUUUGGUGCACGAGCCAAUAGGCGAUCUCUUUGAGGAUUCUGUGGAGCAAGAAAAGUCAGAUUAUCAAACGUUUAAGAUCAAAAAGGCUAAAAAGAAGAAGGAAAACCGGCGGUCAAAGACCGUGGAUGUUGAUGAUGAACUUGUUGAACAACUCAAGGAGCCCACACGUGUUGAGCUACAGAGUGCUGAUGUAGUUGAAGACGACGAGGAGCUGGAGCGGUUUCUUAGUCUGGAGAGGAGAAAGAGACUGAAGAAACAGGUGGUGUCCGUUGAGGACGUGAAAGAGGCGGACAAUCCUGAAACAAUGGAUACGAGCGAAUCAUUUGUUGUUGAUGAAACCCUGGACUUUCUAAGUGGAUUCAGACCGGUUGUGAAGGCGGAAGCGAAGGACUUGGGAAACAAAGAGAUAUCAAAACCCGAGGUUUCUAAUGGUGCAGAUGUGCCCGAAACUGCAAACUCACCAGAUGUGACCACACCGACAAGUUCUAUACUUAAUAAGCUCAAAAAGAGCGAGACAGAGGCGUUUGGGUCGGGCGGAAUCGGGUCUGCAUUAAAAUUUCUUGAGCAAAGAUCUGAGAUCAGCACUACUGCAAGCCACAACAGACGUUCCAGGGAACAAAGAGACGCAGAGAUGGAGUUGGUGAAACUACAGCCUGUCGAAGCUGCAGGAACAGAAGGGUUGACUCGUAAGGAACGUGAAAAAUUGGCAGAAGAACAGAGAGAACAGUUCCUAAAGGCCAACGCGAAGAUCCAGGAAAAGAGAAUGGCCAAUUACAAUCCAGAGAUCAAAAUCGUUUAUCGAGACGACAAAGGCCGUGAACUCGACACAAAAGCCGCGUACAAGUUUGCCGCGCAGAAGUUCCACGGAAAGGCACCAGGCAAGAAUAAGGUGGACCGCAGGAACCGUGCGGCGGACAAUUGA